AUGGAUUAUUUUUCGCCGCCGCGACCACCUAGUCGCCGCCAAUCUCCCCUCCACAUUCGCGGCCCUUCCGCCACUGUUCCUAGCACCAUUAAGGCCACCGCGCCUCAGGCACCUCCGCCACUACGUCCCCGCGCCUCCACCGCCGCGGCCUCGACGCCGCCGCAGCCCGCGCCCUCCCUCGCCGCGGCCCUGCGCUGCCGCGUCCCCGCGCCUCCGCCGCCGCGGCCUCGACGCCGCCGCUGCCCGCGCCUUCCCUCGCCGCGGCCCCGCGCCGCUGCGUCCCCGCGCCUCCGUCGCCGCGGCCUCGACGCCGCCGCUGCCCGCGCCUUCCCUCGCCGCGGCCCUGCGCCGCCGCGUCCCAGCGCCUCCGUCGCCGCGGCCUCGACGCCGCCGCUGCCCGCGCCUUCCCUCGCCGCGGCCCCGCGCCGCCGCGUCCCCGCGCCUCCGUCGCCGCGGCCUCGACGCCGCCGCUGCCCGCGCCUUCCCUCGCCGCGGCCCCGCGCCGCCGCGUCCCCGUGCCUCCCCUGCCGCGGCCUCGACGCCGCCGCUGCCCGCGCCUUCCCUCGCCGCGGCCCCGCGCCGCCGCGUCCCCGCGCCUCCGUCGCCGCGGCCUCGACGCCGCCGCAGCCCGCGCCCUCCCUUGCCGCGGCCCCGCGUCGCCGCGUCCCCGCGCCUCCGCCGCCGCGUCCCCGCGCCUCCGCCGCCGCGGCCUCGACGCCGCCGCUGCCCGCGCCCUCCCUCGCCACGGCCCCGCGUCGCCGCGUCCCCGCGCCUCCGCCGCCGCGGCCUCGACGCCGCCGCUGCCCGCGCCCUCCCUCGCCGCGGCCCCGCGUCGCCACGUCCCCGCGCCUCCCCUGCCGCGGCCUCAACGCCGCCGCUGCCCGCGCCCUCCCUCACCGCGGCCCCGCGCCGCUGCGUCCCAGCGCCUCCGCCGCCGCGGCCUCCACGCCGCCGCCGCCCGCGCCUUUUUCCUUGACCGCUGCGGGUCCACCCGCGGUCGUCACCCAUGGCUACCCCGUCACCUCCCCCCACCCCCUUUCCUCCUCCCAUUGA
This is a messenger RNA of Closterium sp. NIES-65, 1053 nucleotides long. The record is from the annotation of a GenBank genome assembly. Lineage: Eukaryota; Viridiplantae; Streptophyta; Zygnematophyceae; Desmidiales; Closteriaceae.